Messenger RNA from Engraulis encrasicolus (European anchovy), 536 nucleotides. Its product is annotated as transmembrane protein 240-like. The transcript has 3 exons. NCBI's taxonomy places the organism in Eukaryota, Metazoa, Chordata, Actinopteri, Clupeiformes, Engraulidae. Bases 90 to 536 code for a protein of 148 amino acids. The record is from RefSeq and is a predicted model, not a curated record.
GAUACUGUUUGUUUCACCGACAAUUUGCGGCCCGUUGUCUCCCACUUGACUUGGAUGAUUCUUUGCAGGCUGUAGCGUGUUUAACGGACAUGAACGCUCUUCUGGACCGCUUUCACAACUAUAUCUUGCCACAUUUAAGAGGAGAGGACCGCGUCUGUCAUUGCAACUGUGGAAGGCAACAUGUGCACUACGUGAUCCCGUACGACGGGGACCAGUCGCUGGUGGACUCGGUGGAGAAUUACUUUGUGAGCAGCGGCGUGACCAAGCAGGAGAUGGACCUGAUGCUGGGCCUGCUGCUGGGCUUCUGCCUCAGCUGGCUACUGCUGUGGCUGGACGGCCUGCUGCAGUGCGCCCUCAGGGCAUGGAGGGCCAGCCCACACAGCGAGAUCGUGUGGGAGUGGCUGAGCCGCGUGUGUAACCUGCGGGACCUGCGCAGGCGUCUGCAGCUGCGGCUGCUGGAGGACUCCGGGGGGAACAUGGUGCACAUCAAGCAGAGGGUCUACCACAACGGACACCCAAGCCCCCGGCACCUCUGA